Molecule: messenger RNA, 1089 nt
Organism: Vanrija pseudolonga
Lineage: Eukaryota; Fungi; Basidiomycota; Tremellomycetes; Trichosporonales; Trichosporonaceae
Product: putative 4-hydroxy-2-oxoglutarate aldolase, mitochondrial
Exons: 3
Coding region: 31-1026 (331 amino acids)
Molecular function (GO): 4-hydroxy-tetrahydrodipicolinate synthase activity
Source: RefSeq, a predicted model, not a curated record
CACACCCCCACCCACACCCACACCCACACCAUGCCCACCCAGCUCCCAGGCGGAAUCUACGUCCCCGUCGUGACCUUCUUCGAGGCGACGCGCGCGCAGGCGCUCGACCUGCCCACGCACGCUGGGCACAUCACGCGCCUUGCGGCCGCUGGCGUCGCGGGUAUCGUCGUUAUGGGGUCCACUGGCGAGGCGGUCACGCUGAGCCGCGAGGAACGGAACGAGCUCGUCCGCUCCACCAAAGCCGCGCUCACCGCCGCCAACUCCUCCGCCCUAGUGAUCGCCGGCACCGUCGGCGCGCAGUCGACCGCGCAGGCAAUCGAGCUGAGCAACGACGCCGCCGCGUCCGGCGCAGACUUCACGCUCACCCUCCCGCCGUCGUACUACCCGGGCGUGAUGACCGACGACGCCCUGGCAGCCUACUACGAGGAAGUGGCCUCCAACACGUCUAUCCCGCUCAUCAUCUACUCGUACCCCGCCGUCUCGGGCGGGAUCAACAUGGACUCUGAUCUGAUUGCGCGGCUGGCAAAGCACCCGAACAUUGCGGGCAUCAAGCACACCGACCAUGACGUGGGCAAGAUUGCGCGUGUCGUGGCCGCGAGCGAUCCGGCCACCUUCACGGUCCUUGGCGGCGCGACAGACUAUCUCCUCGGCACGCUGUCCUACGGCGGCCGGGGCGCGAUCACGGGCUUGGCGAACAUUGCCCCGCGCGCCUGCCUGCGCGCGUACGAGGCCCACGUCGCAGGCGAGCACGACACGGCGCUCGCGUACGCUGCCGCCGUGUCGACGGCCGAGGGCGCGUUCGUGAAAGCCCAGCUCACCGGGCUCAAGUACGGCACUGUCUGGGCUGCCGGCCUGCCCGACUCGGCCGCGCUCGGACGCAGGCCGCUGCCCCCCUGCCCGGAGAACAUGCGCGACUGGGUGCGUGCCAAGUGCGACGGCGUGCUCGCGCUCGAGAGGGCGCUCGAGGCCGAGGGGUGGAGUGGGCGGCCGACGAGCGCUAAGGCCAACGGCGCGAAUGGGCACUAGGCGAUGACGAGGUGGACACUUGAGGAUCAGUAGUAGUAGAUAUGACAUACAUGAUGACGACGA